Molecule: messenger RNA, 789 nt
Organism: Fusarium venenatum
Lineage: Eukaryota; Fungi; Ascomycota; Sordariomycetes; Hypocreales; Nectriaceae
Source: RefSeq, a predicted model, not a curated record
AUGCAUCCCCAGACCAUCUUCAGCGCCUUCCUGGCCCUUGCUGUCACCGGAAUGACGGCCCCUUCUGAGGCCCUCAACAACCUCCAAGCCCGCGCCACAGUCAAUCACGAUUCUCUCAACCCUGUUGGCAAGACAAUUCAGGGAGGUGCCAUUGGCGCUGCUAUCGAUAGGUGGCAGCCUCUGCUUCACAUCGCCCACGGUUGUCAGCCAUACACUGCUGUUGCCACCAACGGCGACGUCAGACCGAUCAAAGCUAACAUGACAAAUAGUGGUGGACUUCAAGACAGCGGUACCACAUCUGGUGGCUGUAGGGACACCGGAAAGGGCCAGACCUAUGCCCGUGCUGCUUUGCACAACGGCAAGCUUGCCAUCAUGUACGCUUGGUACUGGCCCAAGGACCAGCCUGCUGAUGGCAACCUUGUCAGUGGUCAUCGCCACGACUGGGAGAAUGUUGUUGUCUUCAUCGAUAACUACCAGUCUCCUGGAGCUACCCUCUACGCUGCUGCCGCCUCUGGUCACGGGAGCUAUAAGAAGACCAAGAAUCCCCAGCGAAACGGCAACAAUGUCAUGGCUGAGUACUUCACCAGUGGUGGCAAGAACCACGAGCUGCAGUUCAAGACCAGCCCUGGCCGUACCUACUGGAUUUACGACUGGGCGGCUAUGACUCCUGCUGCCCGCACUGGUCUGGUCAACGGACCAAAUGGAAAGCCCAACGAUGGUUGGGGCAGUGCUAAUGUUCCUUUUAUCGACGCCAACUUUGGCAGAAACAUUGGCAACGCCUGGUCUUAA